GCACACCUCGAUUUCAAGUUUUGCAUGGUUCGCUUGCGAUCGCAGCAGUUCAGCCGUUCCCAUCAGUCUUGUCACAGCUCUUGCCAGUGCUGGUCACAAUUUCCGUCUGUUGUAGUUCAGCAGAGAGCCAUUUCGCGAACAAUAAACAACAAAGCGUUUAAUUGUUCUCGCGCGCGCGAAUUAAUUCACGAUCCGGUCAGUGUGUGUGCGUGUAAAAGGAUAGCCAGUCGGGCAGCCAGUAAGCCUUGAUCCGAACCCGCUCGUUGAUGGAAAAUUGCGCAAGAAAAUAAAAAAAAACCACACACCCGUGAAGUGAUCUGCAAUCGAACACUGUGCCGAGUCGCUAUUCACGCUAGUCCCUCAGGUGAUCAUUUCUGUAAGAUCUUUACUACCGCCAGUGAUUCGUUACAAGCAAACAAACAAAACAAACGAAAAAACAAGAAUUCUCUGCUAACAGGUUCAGGUUCAAGAAACAAAAAGUAUCAAAUUGCAAACGACGCUGAGUCACCACCCCGCCUCUGUGAUCGUCGUCGUGAUCACGUCGUGUGUGGGCCGAUAUUGACACGUCGGGGUUGUCGCAGAGUGUCCACAUUAGGACCAGAGAACAGGAGAAAGUAAAAGAACAGGUGCUAGACGGAAUCCACCAGCAUCGGGGAACAGUCUCGCCCCGAAUCCGAUCGCAGUAGACACGCUACGAGACGCACGAUGAGUUUGAUGGCUAAAUGACUGAGAGAUAAUUCGAGACUAAAUGCCAUGGAAUCGUCGCACAACGGCGCUCCGUCAUCCCUCGUGAUAGCGCCUUCACCUUGCAGCUACAAGAGCCCAAUUCGACCGAAAGGACACUACCGAUCGUCGUCGCUGGAGAAUAAUCCGUUUGGGCCGAUCGGUGGAAAAUCCACUCUGAGUUUGGUCCCAACCAGUUUCACGGGAACGCUCAAGUCACGUCGGGAGCAGAAACGAAUAUCGGAUUUUCUUAGCAAACAGAAUCUCUCGGGAACACCCAGCCUAGCAACCGGCAGUAUUACUGGCAACACUGGAAGCAACAGCGCAAACCCGCAUGGAAGAGAUCAGAACGAAAGCAGUAUACGGAAGGCGCACUUCGAGAAUAUACGGGAAAUUUUCGAGAAAAACAACAGCAAAAAUGCCCACAACAAUAAGCUAGCAGCAGCUGCCGUCGCGAAACUCAACGGUCUAGUAGCAGCGACCACCUCUUCGUCCUCUUGCUCCAUCGGACAUGAACCGACUUCCGGAGGAACGCUGUCCACGGAAGAUAAGCCACCCAAGAUUCAGUCCUGCAGUGGAAUUCUGGGAAAGGGCAAACAGGUGAUCCGUCCGAUCGCAUUCAAACCAGUUCCUUACAAAUGUAACACACCAAAUUACGCCAGCCCGGUGAACCAGAAUGGUGGCCGACUGACGGACCUCGGCGAACGGUACGGAUCAACACCAUCGCUCGGGCCGCCGAUGAGCAUGCAGUACAAGUUUAGUAGUACGACCGAUCUUCAUCACCAUAAACACAAUCGUGGUGAACACGGUACCGCUGGAGUUGCCACCGGAUCCAAUGGUCUACCGAUAGGAAGCAGUGGUCCUUCGAGUGGUCUCUAUCAACAUCAGUACGGGACCCUCACGCGGAAGACCUCCAGUAUACCGUUCAAGACCUACGACAGUCUGGAGUCGAUCCUGAAGCUUCCGGAUAGUAUGAUCGCGUCCUUUCCAAACCCCAGCACCGGUCAAUCGUCAGCGGGUUUGUACGGAGCGCACGACCUACUCGACAUGGCCCCGUCACCGUCCGACUCGGGCAUUUCGGAACUGGAGGCCGCACUGCGCGACCGGGACUCGGAGUUGGCGUACCUUCGGCAAACCAUGGAGCACAAUGAGCAAGUAAUAUUCAAAGUUCAUCAGGACAAGGAGAAACACUGGGAACAGGAACUGAAUCGUCUGAAGGCGAUCCACGAGAGUCGACUGCGGGCGGGGGCACAGAAAGUGCACAAACUCGAGCAGCUGCUAAUGAUGCAAACCUUCCAGCUGCGGCAGGAUAAGAAGCGCCUCCAGGAGGACAUCCACCGAUUGCAUGCCGAGUUCAGUUUGACCAAGGAGCAGGCGGAACAGCAGAAGGGAGAACUGUGCCAGCUGAAGCUGAGCGAGAAAGAUCUCAAGGACCAGAACGGGGACUUGAUCGAUGAGAUUCAGAUGCUGCGCCGGGUCGUAAGUGAUCUGAAGGAACGACUCGAAGAAAGCGAGUGGAGCCUCUGUCAGCGAAACGGCGAGGUGGCACUGAUGAAGACUCAACUUAAGGAUGCACAGGCGGAGGCGACUACAAAAGAUCAGGAGAUUCUACAGUUGCGAUCGGAUUUGAAAAUGCAAAACAUGGAUGAAAUUAGCUUGAAGAAGUCAGAGAUAAAGAAGGAACUUGACUUUGAUCUGGAGAUCUCUCAGCUCAACCGGAUCAUCAUAUUCAAGGAUCAGAUCAUCGUGGUGAUGAACAACGAAAUCCAGAAGUUACGCAAGGAACUGUCUGACAUUUCGAUAAUGCGAGGCUACGAAGGAGUUCCAUCAGGACGCUAUUCGCGAUACAAGAAGAAGCUGGACUUCGUUGCCCAGAAGUUUGAGGAGUCCAAUGACCGGAGCGAUAGUAACAAUAACAACAAUGAUCAAACCGGUGACGAUGCUGAAGAAGAAGAAGAAGAGAAAACCGCCACCGAGGGUGAUGCCGUAAAAGCUAAAAGUGGUGACUUGAGCAGUAGUGAAAUUAUCCGAAACUACUUCAACAGCAAACUGGAGUUGAACAAAAAACUGUUUCUGAGUACGCAAAUCUGCAACUACUCGGACGAGGAUAAGUCGAGCAUCAUUGAAACCUACAACGCCAAAAAGUUGCCCGAUAUCACGUUAGAUCUGAGCAGUAUUGUCCGGACGGAGAAGCUCACGUGCGGUGAUGAGCUGAAGGAGGCAGAUCAGAGUUGCAAUCAGAGUUCGUCGGAUGAUGACUACAAAUCAAUGACGCCGACACGCGAUCAGGACGAAGAGGACACGGCGGUUCUAGCGGAGGUGGAAAUUUCCACGAAAUGUGAUAAACCCUCAGUCGGACAGGAUAGGGAACAGCAGAUAGGCCGGCUCCGACAGGAACUGCAGGACUGUCGGACCGGUUUCGAACAGGAACGGCAGAAGUGGGCCGACGAGAAGGAGAAAGUUCUAAUCUAUCAUCGACAGCUGCAGCAAAACUACGUCGAAAUGUGCAAACGAACUGCGAUACUGGAAGAACGGCUCAAAACGUUCGAGAAGGAAUAAUCGAAUUUUGCCCAUAAAUAAUAAUAAUAAUAACGUUAGAAACUACUAGAGAACUAACUGAUGUGACCCC
Malaya genurostris is the source of this 3352-nucleotide messenger RNA. Its product is annotated as leucine zipper putative tumor suppressor 3-like. The record is from RefSeq and is a predicted model, not a curated record. The coding region runs from base 754 to 3282 and encodes 842 amino acids. Lineage: Eukaryota; Metazoa; Arthropoda; Insecta; Diptera; Culicidae. The transcript is spliced from 9 exons.